AUGUCAAAUUUAAAUAUAAAUAGUCAAGCACAAAAUUCACCAGAUCCAACAAGGAGAUCGUUUGGUACUGGUGGUAGUGGUAGUACAUUUUCACCAGGCGGUAGCGAUUCAAGAAUUAUGAGUGUAAAUAUUGUCGAUAUUAUUGGACAACAAGAUCAUGUAAAAAGCGAAAUUUUAGCAAAAAAUCAAAAACAAUUAUUCGAUUUAAAAAGAGAAAUAUCACAAUCUAGUAAAAAGAAUUUUACAUUAGAAAGGGAUAUAAAGAAUUUAGAUAAAAAGAUAGCAUUAUUAAUUAAGAAUAGAAUUACAUUGGAAGAGAUUAUGAAUAGUGGUGAUAUAGUUGAAUUACAAACUCGAACCGUUACAUUGAAGGAUAAAUCACAAAGGGAUCAUUAUGGACAAUUAUUUUAUUUACUUCAAAACAAUACCACCUACAUUGCACAAUUGGCGAAAUUGGUAAAGGUUGGAGAGAUCGAUAAUCUAUUGCAAACGGUGAUGUUUACACUCUAUGGUAAUCAAUAUGAGGAGAAAGAAGAGCAUUUACUAUUGUCAAUGUUUCAAAAGGUAUUACAAGAGGAAUUCAAAGAGGCAACAUCCAUUGGUUCACUGUUACGUGCCAACACAGCAUUGACACGUAUGAUGACAACAUACACACGAAGAGGACCAGGUCAACAAUAUUUGAAACAACGUCUCACCAAACCAUUGGCUGAUAUCACCAGCAACAAGGAUUUGAUAUUGGAGGUGAACCCAUCCACUGUCUAUGAGAAUUACAUCAACGAGUACGAGACUAAAACCGGCAAACCUUCACCAUUGAAACGUAAGGUAUCACCAGAGGAGUGUGCUGAUAAUCAAAACGUUAAAGAUAUCAUUAAACCACGUAUCGAUAAACUCAUUGAAAUUGGUGACCAAUUCUUGGACUCCAUUCUAUCGAGUGUUGACGCCGUUCCCUAUGGUAUUCGUUGGAUUUGCAAACAAAUUCGUGAAUUGGUAAAACAAAAGUUCCCACAAGCAACCCGUGCUCAAACUUGUGGUUUAAUAGGUGGUUUCUUCCUCCUUCGUUAUAUUAAUCCCGCCGUUGUCACUCCACAAGCAUUCAUGUUGGUCGAUGCUAAACUUUCAAAUAACACCAAGAGAAAUCUAACUUUUCCCGCUAAAAUGCUUCAAAACCUUGCAAAUAAUAUCAUGUUUGGUGGCGUAAAAGAGUUCUUUAUGGAACCACUCAAUGUAUUUUUAGAUAGGAACAAGGAUCGUUUAAAUGACUUUUUGGAAUCCCUCACUGACGUAGAGUCUUUGAGUGAUCACCUUCAAUUAGAUAAAUAUUUAGCAAUGGCAAAAACUUCCGAUAUCACCAUCAAUAUCACUUUGAAUGAAAUGUACUUUGUUCAUUCCCUAUUGGAGCAACAUAUCAAUAGUUUGGCACCCGAUCAAAAUGAUCCACUUCGUGUGAUCUUAAAUGAUUUAGGUGCUGCUCCACCACAAUUAUCUCGUACCGAGAAUGCAAAUGUCGAAUUGAAACUCACAAAUCGUUUCGCUGCCGAUCAUCAUAAUUUACCAACUUCCUCAUCAACCUCUUCAUCUUUAAAUAUAGGUGGUUCAGUUGGUGGUGGCGGUGGAGGUGGUGGUGGUGAUAAUACAUCGGGUCAAUCAAAUCCUGAACAAGUUUACAAUGAAACCAAAUAUUUAUUGAUCACUGUACUUCGUUCAUUGGCUUCAACUCCUGGUACCGGUGAUAUGGGUGCAUCUUUAGCAGAGGUUGCUAAACAUGCUGCACUCAAUAAGAAUCAAGAUAUUGUAGAUAACAUUAAAAAGAUAUUGGUCAAUGUAAAGAAACUCUCAUUGGAAGGCUAUUUGAAAGGUGAAGAUGAUAAUUUCACUCAACUUCGUAAAGAUAUCGUAGCGGAAUUACUCAACUAUGAAACCUAUAUCAGUAAAACUGCUAAAGACAUUGAAAAACUUAAAGAGGUUUUAUCAGCAAUUCAUCAACAUAAUCUAUUCUUACAACAACAAUUGGAUUACUACGAAAAAUAUCUUUCAAAUGUUCGUGAAAAUUGUGGUACCAAUGCAAGUGGUAGUAGUGAUAAGAAAUCAAAGAAGGAUAAAGAUAAAAACAAAGAUAAAGACUCUUCCACUGAUAAAGCAACUGGAAAGAAAGCUAUGGUUAAAAAGGGUCCUUUCAAAUUUAGUUACAAUCAAAUGGAAAAGGAUGGCUUAAUCUGUCAAUCCGAAGUACCAGAAGAUAGAAGAUCAAACAUAUUCUUCUCUUUUAGUUCUGAAUCUCCUGGUAUCUACGAUGUCGUAUUAAUCUAUAGAACUACCGCUGUCUCUGAAAUUAGGUUACAAUUAGAUGAACUCUUGGAAAUGCAAUCAAAUGGUCAAACUGAAUACGAAACAACUUUCUUUAAAUUAAAUGUUAAUUUAUUGUUAUAUGUUUUAAAUAAAACAUUUAUUUCAUAA
Dictyostelium discoideum AX4 is the source of this 2454-nucleotide messenger RNA. Its product is annotated as RasGTPase-activating protein. The transcript is spliced from 2 exons. NCBI's taxonomy places the organism in Eukaryota, Evosea, Eumycetozoa, Dictyosteliales, Dictyosteliaceae. The coding region runs from base 1 to 2454 and encodes 817 amino acids. The record is from RefSeq and is a predicted model, not a curated record.